AUGGAGGUCUCGUUUGCCAUCACCGGAAAGGGCUAUGUGAUUCUCGCAGCGGAUCAGAAUGCGGCUCGUUCAAUCAUCAAGAUGAAAGCGGACGAAGACAAGAUCAAAGCCCUGGGCUCGCACCUCCUGAUGGCGUAUUCCGGGGAGCCAGGUGACACGGUUCAGUUUGCCGAGUAUGUCGAGCGCAACCUGCGACUGCAGCAGAUGCGCAAUAACCAUCCACUCCGCCCACAAGCCGCUGCAUCUUGGGUACGAAGAUCGAUAGCAGACUCACUACGCUCCCGCUCGCCAUAUGCGGUCAAUAUUCUACUCGGUGGCUACGACAUGGCGAACAAACAGGCCAAACUAUACUGGAUGGACUACCUUGGCACGCAGGUGGACGUUCCUUUUGCCGCGCAUGGUUAUGGAUCGUAUUUCGCUCUCAGCUUGUUGGACAGAUAUCACAACCCAGAGGCUUCGCUAGAAGAAGGCCUCGAUACUUUGAAGCGCUGCAUCAGAGAAGUUCAGAAGCGACUGGUCAUUUCUUUCCCCUCGUUCAAGGUCAAAGUCGUCGACGAGGGUGGCGUACGGGAAGUCGAGCUCGAUAUGACCGUAUGA
Molecule: messenger RNA, 597 nt
Organism: Serendipita indica DSM 11827
Lineage: Eukaryota; Fungi; Basidiomycota; Agaricomycetes; Sebacinales; Serendipitaceae
Source: the annotation of a GenBank genome assembly